AUGGCCCUGAGCUUCAGAACCACCCGCCACGCCUCCAGAUUGGCCCAGGCCUCCCGGCCGCUCUUCUCGGCCCGACACUAUGCGACCGCCGAGCCUGACCUCAAGACCGCCCUGAAGGAGGUUAUCCCCGCCAAGCGCGAGCUCCUCCAGAAGGUCAAGGCCCAGGGUGACGAGGUCAUCGGCGAUGUCAAGGUCAGCAACGUCAUCGGUGGCAUGCGUGGCCUGAAGGCCAUGCUGUGGGAGGGAUCCGUCCUGGACGCCGAUGAGGGCAUUCGCUUCCACGGCAAGACCAUCAAGGACUGCCAGAAGGAGUUGCCCAAGGGUACCUCCGGCACCGAGAUGCUCCCCGAAGCCAUGUUCUGGCUGCUCCUGACCGGUCAGGUCCCCUCCACCGCGCAGGUGCGCGCCUUCUCGCGCGAGCUGGCCGAGAAGUCCACCUUGCCCGCUCACAUCCUGGACCUGAUCAAGUCUUUCCCCAAGAACAUGCACCCAAUGACCCAGCUGUCCAUUGCGGUUGCUGCGCUCAACACCGAGUCCAAGUUCGCCCAGGCCUACGAGAAGGGUCUGAACAAGGCCGAGUACUGGGAGCCUACCUUUGACGACUGCAUUUCGCUCCUGGCUAAGAUCCCCCGUGUCGCUGCCCUGGUCUUCCGCCCCAACGAGAUCGAUGCCGUGGGUACCCAGCAGCUGGAUCUUUCUCAGGAUUGGUCGUACAACUUUGCUGAGCUGCUCGGCAAGGGCGGCGAGAAGAACCAGGACUUCCACGAUCUGCUGCGUCUGUACCUCGCUCUCCACGGUGACCACGAGGGUGGUAACGUGUCAGCCCACGCUACCCAUCUAGUUGGCAGCGCUCUGAGCGAUCCCUUCCUGAGCUACAGUGCCGGUCUCCUGGGUCUCGCUGGCCCUCUCCACGGUCUGGCCGCCCAGGAGGUUCUCCGCUGGAUCCUCCAGAUGCAGGACAAGAUUGGAACCAAGUUCUCCGACGAGGAUGUCCGCACUUACCUCUGGGACACUCUCAAGUCCGGCCGUGUUGUCCCCGGCUACGGUCACGGUGUCCUCCGCAAGCCUGAUCCCCGCUUCCAGGCCUUGAUGGACUUUGCCGCUACUCGUCCCGAUGUCCUCGCCAACCCCGUCUUCCAGCUCGUCAAGAAGAACUCCGAGAUUGCUCCCGGUGUUUUGACCGAGCACGGAAAGACCAAGAACCCCCACCCUAACGUCGACGCUGUCUCCGGUGUCCUCUUCCACCACUAUGGCUUCCAGCAGCCCCUGUACUACACCGUCACUUUCGGUGUCAGCCGUGCCCUCGGACCCCUGGUCCAGCUCAUUUGGGACCGCGCAAUGGGUAUGCCUAUUGAGCGCCCCAAGAGCAUCAACCUGCUGGGUCUGCUGAAGAAAUAA
This is a messenger RNA of Penicillium cataractarum, 1398 nucleotides long. RefSeq names its product putative citrate synthase Cit1 (gene mcsA). Gene Ontology annotation, biological process: tricarboxylic acid cycle; carbohydrate metabolic process. NCBI's taxonomy places the organism in Eukaryota, Fungi, Ascomycota, Eurotiomycetes, Eurotiales, Aspergillaceae. Bases 1 to 1398 code for a protein of 465 amino acids. The transcript is spliced from 3 exons. Gene Ontology annotation, cellular component: mitochondrial matrix. Gene Ontology annotation, molecular function: 2-methylcitrate synthase activity. The record is from RefSeq and is a predicted model, not a curated record.